Messenger RNA from Paramisgurnus dabryanus, 2129 nucleotides. RefSeq names its product serine dehydratase-like (gene sdsl). Gene Ontology annotation, molecular function: L-serine ammonia-lyase activity; pyridoxal phosphate binding; threonine deaminase activity. NCBI's taxonomy places the organism in Eukaryota, Metazoa, Chordata, Actinopteri, Cypriniformes, Cobitidae. The record is from RefSeq and is a predicted model, not a curated record. Gene Ontology annotation, biological process: L-threonine catabolic process; L-serine catabolic process.
UUCAAUUAUGUCACAGCAGAUCUCAAAGUACAGUAGGCCUAAUGCUAUCUCCGUUUGAUCUAAAACAUCAUCUUGUUAGUACGUUACUCGCUUAGUUUAUCGUCAGUCAGCAAACGAACUUUGAACUUCUAGACAGCAGUAUUUAUGACAACCAGUCAAUCAGAGACAACAACCGCGGAAUAGGAAAUUUUAUUUAACAUGUCAAAGAAAGAUGGAUUUCACGUCGUCACGCCGCUUCUGGAAAGCACGGGGAUGUCUAAACGGCUCGGGACCACCGUGUUUCUAAAGAUGGAGAGCUCGCAACCCACUGGGUCUUUCAAAAUCCGCGGCAUAGGAUACAUGUGUCAAAAUGUUGCAAAUUCAACCAAGUCAGCUGGUGUGGUUUGUUCCUCUGGAGGAAACGCUGGCAUGGCCACUGCAUAUGCUGCAAGAAAACUCAGUCUUCCUGCCACGAUUGUUUUACCAUCUGCGACGCCUCAUCUGGUAGUGGAGAAACUUAAGGAUCAGGGAGCUACAGUUAAAGUUGCUGGCAAGGUAUGGGAUGAUGCAAAUGCUGAGGCCCUCCGAUUGGCUAAAAUUGAAGGUCUUACUGUAAUACAUCCAUUCAACCAUCCUCUGGUCUGGAAAGGUCAUUCCAGUAUAGUGCAUGAACUCAAGGCAUCAUUGCCAUCUAAACCUGGAGCUAUAGUGCUGUCUGUGGGUGGUGGAGGUCUGUUUUGUGGGGUGAUGGAGGGGUUGGAUGAAGUGGGUUGGGGAGGUGUUCCUGUCCUCUGCAUGGAGACCGUAGGUGCAGACUGUCUCAAUGUCGCAUCGAAAGCUGGUGACCUAGUUACGCUGCCGGACAUUACAAGUCAAGCAACGUGUUUGGGAGCGAAAACAGCUUGCCAACAGGCGUUUGAGUACAGCAAACGGUCCACGGUUAUAUCAGAGGUGGUAACAGAUCUACAAGCCUUGGAAGCAAUAGAAACUUUCCUGGAUGAGGAGCGUGUGUUGGUGGAGUUGGCCUGCGGAGCGGCUCUGGCAGCAGUCUACAGUGGUGUCAUCCAGAGACUACAAGAGGAGGGACGCCUCCCUAAACCGCUGGAUCCGCUGGUGAUGAUCGUGUGCGGAGGUGGAAGUGUAAACCUGGCUCAGCUUCAGCACUUGCAGGCAGUUAUACGGAAAUAAACUCUUUUAUUAUCAGCCGUAUUUAUAGAAACGUCCAUCUGUUAAAGCUAAAAUGUAAAAGUUGGUCAUUGCAUUUGCCAUGAACACUUCUGCACAGGAUAGUUUAAAGGGGACAUAUUUUUCCAUGUUUAAGUGAUAUAAUUGGGUCCCCAGUGCUUCUGUCAACCUAGAAAAUGUGAAAAAGAUCAACCCAGUAACUUAGUUUUGGUAAACCAUUCUUUGCAAGCAUGUGAAAAAAUAGGUCAUUGAAAUUUGUCUCUCCUUGUGAUGUCAGAAGGGGAUAAUACCACCCCUAAAUCUGCAUUAUCCAACCACUGCACUGUCAUUUAGUGCAGAGAUCAGCUCAUUUGCAUUUUAAAGGACACACCCACAAUGGCACAUUUUUGCUCACACCUACAAAGUGGCCAUUUUAACUUUUUAUAUAAAUUAUCCAUAUGGUAUUUUGAGCUAAAACUUUACAUACAUACUCUGGGGACACCAAAGAUUUAUUUGACAUUGUAAAAAAGUCUUGUGAUACGUUUUCUUUAAAUAUUCUGCUGUACUUUAGAUAUUACAUUUUUAUAAAAACACAUCUUGCAUCAGUCUGAAGUUUGUUUUAAGCAAACAUACACGGAAUAAAAAUCACAUGUUCUCAUGAUAUAUUUUUUGUGUGAUUUUUGUCACUUACCAUCUCUGACCAGCAGGUGGCGCUUGUGUUCACAGUAUUGAUAUUCAUUGAACAUAAUGUCUAUCUUCCUAUAGGGAACCAACUCUUAGUGGAUAUAAAAUGGCAAGAUUACACAGAUGUUAACAACUUUACAUUGAGCUUCUGUGCAUUAAGCCUUUCAUGGUUUAGACCUAAGAAUUAAAUGCAUCAAAACAUAACAUUGAUCCCAAUCCCCACAGAAAACCCAAUUUGCUCUCUUUCUGGUCUGUAAUAAAAAAAUUCACAUAAAGAAAAAUAAAUUAAAAUGUAUCUGUGC